Myotis myotis is the source of this 640-nucleotide messenger RNA. It is a transcript of the gene GPHA2, whose product is annotated as glycoprotein hormone subunit alpha 2. Gene Ontology annotation, biological process: cell surface receptor signaling pathway. Gene Ontology annotation, molecular function: hormone receptor binding. The record is from RefSeq and is a predicted model, not a curated record. Lineage: Eukaryota; Metazoa; Chordata; Mammalia; Chiroptera; Vespertilionidae.
AUGCCCAUGGCGUCCCCCCAAACCCUGCUCUUCUGCCUGCUGUUCCUGGUGAUCACUGAAGGCUGGGGUCAGCAGGCGGCCAUCCCAGGCUGCCACCUGCACCCCUUCAAUGUGACGGUGCGCAGCGACCGCCAAGGCACCUGCCAGGGCUCCCAUGUGGCACAGGCUUGCGUGGGCCACUGCGAGUCCAGCGCCUUCCCUUCCCGGUACUCGGUGCUGGUGGCCAGUGGCUACCGACACAACGUCACCUCCAUCUCUCAAUGCUGCACCAUCAUUGGCCUGAGGAAGGUGAGGGGGCCCAUUGGGAGAGACAGAGGAGACAGGGGUCUAAAAUGGCUCAAAGAAGGGGACUGGAACGAAUCCCCUCUCCCACAGGUGAAGGUGCAGCUGCAGUGUGGGGGGGGCCGGAGGGAGGAGCUGGAGAUCUUCACGGCCAGAGCCUGCCAGUGUGACAUGUGUCGCCUCUCACGCUACUAGCCCACCCUGUCCCACCUCCCUCCCCUUGGUCAGAGGGGCGAGGUGGAGUACAUCCCGGGUAUCCUGAGCAUCACUGAGGACAGCAGCUUCAACCCCCGAAAUCUCUGCCUCUUCCCUGCCUCUGCCGCCUCCUGGCCAGUGUUUCAUCAUUUCACUUCCCUCU